This is a messenger RNA of Paramecium primaurelia, 1020 nucleotides long. NCBI's taxonomy places the organism in Eukaryota, Ciliophora, Oligohymenophorea, Peniculida, Parameciidae. The record is from the annotation of a GenBank genome assembly.
AUGAAUUAAAAUAAUAUGAGAUUAUAUGGAAUUUUGGUAGAUAUUUCAGGAUCAAUGAAAUAAAGUUAUUAAAAAAUUGAAUAUAACAAAAAUUUAACUAAUUAGAUACAACAGUGCGAUAAAACUAGACUAGUUUCCGUUUGGGAAAUAAUUUAAGCAGCUUUAAAACAAAUUCAUUUAUAGAAUGAUUUUAUAUUUUUGUCAGCUUUUGGGUGCUGCCAUGAAGUAGAAGUAAUUGAUUUGGUGCCCUUCUUAAAAUCUGUUAUUAAAAUCUUAAAAUUAAUAUCUUAAAUAAGAGGGCUUUAAUAUUUCCACUAAAAUGAUUAAACUGAUUAUUGUCAGCUUUUAUACAAAUUUGUAACAGAAAAAGGAGCUAAAUAUUUAUCCUCAUUUUACACUCUAAACAAUUUGAGGACUGAUAUUUCUAAUUUCAAAGCAAAGUUACUAUAUUUGUAAUUCAAAGAGAAUGAAGCUCAAUUUAAAUUAUUUGUUAAUCAAUUACCAAAAUAAGUGAAAAAAAAUAAUAAAAAAUAUAAAAUCUAAGCUUUUAUUGGAAGUUAGUUCUAGAAUAAUGGUAUCAUAUAAAAUCCUCUUGCUAUUGCAAUUCAAGAAUAAAUCUAGAUUUAAUUAAAAAAAUUGGAUAAUUACAUACAAUUUAAUGAUAUUUUUGAUUAAAUUCUGUAAUGUUUGAAUUUUACAUUAAUAGAGGUUCAGAAUGUAAAGAAUAAAAAUAAUACGCAUAUUUAACUUAAUAAUGAAUUAUAAUAAAUAAUAACGGAUUUUAGUGGAUAUAAAAAAUUUCCAAUUCAGCAGUAACUANGAUAACUUUGCAUCUAGAAAGACUGAUAUGGGUGUUGCAACAAAACAAACAAAUCUCUAAUUAGUAAUUAUUUCAUUUAAUAUUAGGCUAAAGAGAAAAAAGAUAAAGAAGAAAGAGAAAAAUAAGAAAAAUUGGCUGCUGAACGUGCUGAAAGAGAUUUAUUACUUGAACGUGGUCGUAAAUAGCCAUAUAAAGGAUGA